AUGGGUUCUGACUCAGACCGUGUUACUACUCUUAUUGAUAAAUUAGCACUGGAGUUUAAGGUUCGUGAUAUGGGUGUGCCUUCUUUCCUUUUGGGCAUUGAAACUGUCCCGUUAUCAGCCGGUACGCUUUUAACACAACAACGGUAUAUGAAGGAUAUCCUCAAACGUGCUGGCAUGGUGGACUGCAAACCACACAAGCAUGCGCCCACUACUACGGACUGGGCCUCUCUUAAAAGAGUCAUGCGGUAUGCUAAGGGCACCCUGAAUCUUGGUCUGCAAAUUUCUCGGUCUACAUCUAUGGAUAUUCACACCUAUUCGGACUCAUAUUGGGCUGGCGAUCCAAAUGAUCGCAAGUAUACUAGUGUCUUUGCUGUGUUCCUGGGUAGUAAUCUUAUAUCUUGGGUAUGUCAGAAGCAACAGACUGUGGCACGUUCUUCAACUGAAGCAGAAUACAAGGGACUAGCUGAUGUAUCUGCAGAGGUUACAUCGCUUGUUUCCCUGUUAAACGAAAUCAGCAUCCCUCCUGCAUCUCCUCCUCGAAUAUGGUGUUAA
Ipomoea nil (Japanese morning glory) is the source of this 552-nucleotide messenger RNA. RefSeq lists its product as uncharacterized. The coding region runs from base 1 to 552 and encodes 183 amino acids. The transcript is spliced from 2 exons. NCBI's taxonomy places the organism in Eukaryota, Viridiplantae, Streptophyta, Magnoliopsida, Solanales, Convolvulaceae. The record is from RefSeq and is a predicted model, not a curated record.